Molecule: messenger RNA, 668 nt
Organism: Vanessa atalanta (red admiral)
Lineage: Eukaryota; Metazoa; Arthropoda; Insecta; Lepidoptera; Nymphalidae
Gene: RpS7
Product: 40S ribosomal protein S7
Exons: 5
Coding region: 57-629 (190 amino acids)
Biological process (GO): ribosomal small subunit biogenesis; rRNA processing; translation
Cellular component (GO): ribosome; 90S preribosome; cytosolic small ribosomal subunit
Molecular function (GO): structural constituent of ribosome
Source: RefSeq, a predicted model, not a curated record
ACCACACUUUUGACAUAUUCUGUUUCUAUCUCUUUUGCUCCCGCUCAGUGUUCAAGAUGAGUACGAAAAUCAUCAAAGCGAGCGCUGUCGAGCCUGAUGGCUUCGAGACCUCGAUCUCGCAGGCGUUGGUCGAGUUGGAAACCAACUCCGACCUGAAGGCUCAACUCAGGGAGUUGUACAUUACAAAAGCUAAAGAAAUUGAACUGCACAACAAAAAAUCAAUCAUCAUCUAUGUGCCGAUGCCCAAAUUGAAGGCAUUCCAGAAGAUUCAAAUCAGACUGGUCCGUGAACUUGAAAAGAAAUUCAGUGGCAAGCAUGUUGUGUUCAUUGGUGACCGCAAAAUUCUGCCCAAACCAAGCCACAAAACGCGCGUCGCUAACAAACAAAAGAGGCCCAGAUCAAGGACACUGACAUCUGUAUAUGAUGCUAUUCUUGAGGACCUUGUGUUCCCCGCUGAGAUCGUCGGCAAGAGGAUCCGAGUCAAGCUCGAUGGCUCACAGCUCAUCAAAGUGCACCUUGAUAAAAAUCAGCAAACCACUAUUGAACACAAGGUGGACACCUUCCAGUCAGUAUACAAGAAGUUGACGGGGCGCGAAGUCACUUUCGAAUUCCCCGAACCCUACUUGUAAACUUAGACUAUGACUUUACAAUAAAACUAAAACUAUAAA